AUGUCAGUGGGUCUCAAGAACCCAGGCCCCCUCGCACCCUCCCACAUGGCUGGCCUGUUUGAUUGGGCGCUUGUUAAAGAGUGCAACCAGUACACGGAUUGGAGUGGUGGAGAGUGGUACAGCGGCAGGUAUGGGUGCAACUAUGCCAAGGAGUUUAUUGUUCGCAACAAGGCGGUGUUUGUGGCUGAGUAUGUGGAGAGCUGGGGCAAUUCGGCAGGAGUGCAAAACGGCAUUCGAUUCCCACAGGCAUCUCUUUCCCCCGACUGGUCCGCGUGCCUGCGGCCAGUCACAGGUCACCCGCUUUCCGCCACCCACAGCCGGGUUACGUCAAGAGCCGCGCGCAUUCCCCCACCCCGCGCCCGUCUCUACCCCACGCCGUGCGCUUCCCCCGCUACGAGGGGGAAUGGGAAGGCGCACGUGUGGCUGCCGCUGCGGCUGGGGAUGGGUCCAGGUGGACUGGGCGGCAUCUCUUGGCAGCAUGUGACUCUGCACGUGGUGCAAGUGGCGUCGUCACCAACGCUCUCUCACUACCUGACGACCCUCAUCCCCUCCCUGCCUUCCCAAACCCCCUCCCGUUCUUACAUUUGUCCUCCCCCAUUCGUCCCCUCACACCCCAUUCUCUCCCCCUCCCCCCAACCCCUUCCCAAGCAGGCCUUAUUCCCAGCGUCCUUUUCUGUCGCAACUCCCACUCUAGCCGUUCUCCACCUUCUCUUCUCCUCGCCCCUCCUCUCUCCUCUCGGCCGCCUCCUCUCCCCCCUCUCCCGCGCCCUCGCCCCCCUCUCCCGCCUCCUCUCACUCCGCCCCCGCUUGCGCCCGCGCCUGGCCAGCAGCACAUGCGGGGGGAAGGGGGAAAGUAGCCUGAGCGGGGAAGGGGGAGGGAUGGGGAUGGGGGAUGCUGAUGGGGAUGAUGAUGGGAAUUUGGGAGACGGGGAGGAGGAUGGGGGGGAAGACUUUUGGAAUGGGGGCGAAAUGGAAAUUAGUGGGGAGGAGAAUGCGUAUAUCGAUGACGGCAAUGAUGAUUACUCUAAUGAUAUUAAUUCUAAUUAUAUUGGAGAUGAUUGUGAUGAUGCCGUUAGUGCGCCAUCUGGCAUCAUGCGUGACGUGGCUGCUGAUGCUGACGUGGAGCAUGGAUGGGAAAGGAACCUGCGCCUGCAUGCUCCAGGGGAGGCGGAGGGGGAAGGAUGGGGAGAGAUUGGGGGAGGCGGGGGAGGUGGAGGCGUGUUUGGGAGGGCAGCAGUGGCGGUAGCAGUGGGCGGGGCCAUAUUCAAGAAACUGGCUCCAAGCUUACAUCACACGCUGGUCUGUCUCGGAGCAUCUCUCCCAAUAGCCGUGGAGUAUGAGCGAGUGCGGGUGCGCGUGGGGAAGGGCCCAGCAGGGGCGUGUGGGAGGGAGGGCGAGGCGGCGUGGAGGAGGGCGCAUAGAAGGGCAGCAAGCCGAGUGGCGAAGCUGAUCAAGACAUACCACGACAUGCCACAGGCUGGUGGCGUCUUGGACCUGACAGAGGCCGCCACUCUGCUGCACUACAGGACAAACAGCGCCGCCCCGUACAUCAUGCCAACUCCCGUCCUCCCUCCAUCAUUGUCUCGUUACCCUCUCCUUUCCCCUCUCCUCGCCCUUCCCUUCUCGUACACCACAACAAAAGGAAACGGAGAAAGGGGAAGCGGGGCAGGUAGUCGGGCGGGGAGAGAGGAGAUUGGGGAGGAGAGGGUGGAGAAAGGGA
Molecule: messenger RNA, 1720 nt
Organism: Closterium sp. NIES-65
Lineage: Eukaryota; Viridiplantae; Streptophyta; Zygnematophyceae; Desmidiales; Closteriaceae
Source: the annotation of a GenBank genome assembly